GAACACCUCGCGGCCGCCACUCAGUGGAAGGAGGUUAGCGUUCGGUCCGUGUCGUACUCUGUAAGGCGCUUUGCGCACGCGCAUCCGGCCCUUGCGCAAGUAUCGCGAUUUAGUUUAUUUGACAAGAAAUAUGAUCGUUUCACUAUUUUAAUUUUUCGUCAAAAAGGCGUUAACGUGGACUUGCUUCACUCAUUUUUUAUAUUUGUUUUGUGUUUUCCUUUUUGAAUCAAUAUGGUUAGUGGAAAUAAAAGUCCCGACAAUCCUAUGAAAAUACCGCCGAAAAACCGUGAAAAGAAAACAAAUAAUUAUAAAAGAGCAAACAUAUUUUCGAAAACAUGGUUCGUAUGGAUGAUGCCUACAUUUUGGCGCGGCUACAAGCGGGACCUCUACGACUCUGAUCUUACGAAACCCAAAGACAGCCAUCUCUCCGACAAGCUCGGGGAUCGGCUGGAGACAAAAUGGCUAGAAGAAAUAGCAUUAGCCAACAAAAAAGGAAGAAAGCCGUCUCUUCUCCGCGCGAUGACCAAGGCGUUCUGGAUGAGCUACGCACCUUCCAGCUUCACUUUUCUCAUUCAAGCACUCAUCCUUAAGCCGUUCCAGCCCGUGGCGUUGAGCAUGAUGCUGUCAUAUUGGGAACCGGGAUCUGACAUGACAUACGAGCAAGCCAUUUAUUGUGCAUCCGCUGUCAUACUCAUGUCUCUGUUGAUAGCAUUCCUGAAUCACCACGGAACUUAUUCAACUCAACAAUUUGGAAUGAAAGUCCGAAUCGCUGCUUGUUCUCUAAUUUAUAGAAAGGUAAUGCGUAUGAGCUCUGGUGCAUUGGCUCAGACGACUGCAGGACAAGUGGUGAAUCUUUUAUCCAACGAUGUGAACCGGUUUGAUUACGCUUUCAUCUAUACACAUUUCAUCUGGAUACUGCCACUGCAAGUGGUCGUGGUUUGCUAUCUGAUCUACGUUAAAAUUGGAUAUGCUGCUAUUGUUGGAGUCAUUGGGAUUGUGUUACAAACAAUUCCAGUUCAGUCAUACAUGAGCAAAUUAUCAGCAAGAUUGCGAAUGAAAACCGCUUGCAAAACUGACGAACGUGUACGAAUCAUGGAUGAAAUUAUUAAUGGAAUGCAGGUUAUCAAAAUGUACGCCUGGGAGAAACCAUUCGAAAAGGUUGUCGCGUUGGCCCGUAAGAACGAAAUCAACUGCAUCACAUCAGCGUCAUAUCUACGAGGAGUCUACCUCAGCUUCAUGGUCUUCACAGAGAGGCUGACUCUUUACAUCACCCUUCUAUCUUACUCCCUAUUCGGAUAUCAAGUUACAGCUGAUAUUGUUUUCCCAUUGGCGCAAUUCUUCAAUACACUUCAGGGCACGUUAUCAAUAAUUAUGUCAAAUGCUGUGUCAUUUUUGGCAGAAGCACUGAUUUCAGUUCAACGCCUCGAAGCGUUCAUGCUAUUAGAUGAAAGAGAAGACCUUCGUAGUGUUGCGGAUGUAGACAUUGCAAAAUUAGUACAAAGUGUUGAAAAUAAAAAAAUAAAGAAUCUUGGCGAAUUAGACCUUUGCCAGAAUACUUUUAAGAAAAUAGAAGAAGAAGGAAUCUACAAUCCAGGUUUUGACUGCAAUGAAAAGGGACUUAUAGCAAAACCAUUAAACGCAGCACCAGUUAGCCCAGACGUUGGUUUACUGAUUCAGGAUGUUAGUGCUAAUUGGAUAGAAGAUGGCCCUGUAACAUUACGCAACAUUAAUUUGACUGUUCCUAAAGGAAAGCUUUGCGCAAUAAUUGGGUCUGUCGGUGCUGGAAAGAGUUCAAUAUUGCACCUAUUAUUAAACGAACUACGCUCGACUACUGGAAAGAUACAUCUAUCUGGGCCAUUAUCCUACGCUUGCCAAGAACCCUGGCUAUUCGUGUCCACUGUGCGACAAAAUAUAUUAUUCGGUUUGCCGUAUAAUCCUAAAAAAUAUAAAGAGGUUAUAAGAGUAUGUGCACUUCAGAAGGACUUCCAGCAGUUUCCACACGGUGAUCAAACGCUUGUCGGUGAAAGAGGUGCUUCAUUAUCUGGAGGCCAAAGAGCACGUAUUAAUCUCGCCAGAGCCGUGUACAGACAGGCGGAUAUUUACCUACUCGAUGAUCCGCUAUCAGCUGUGGAUGCACACGUCGGACGACAACUGUUCGACGAAUGUAUAACAGGAUAUCUGCGCCACACCACCCGUGUCCUCGUAACUCACCAGCUCCACUACCUCAAAGCCGCAGAUUACAUCGUUAUUAUGAACAAUGGCGCUGUGGACGCCAAAGGCACAUACGAUGAAUUACUAACCUCCGGCAAAGACUUCGCUAAAUUAUUACAUUCAGUUCAGGAAGAUAAUGAAACGAACACGGAAAAAGAAAAGCCUCCUCCAAUGUCACGACGAACAUCCGCUAGGCUAUCAACGACAAGACGGCCAUCUCUGUCAGAAUCUACUACAGGCUGUGAAGGUCCUGCUCAAGAGAUGGAAGAAGAAGAGAGAGAAUCAGGGUCCAUGGGAUGGCGAGUAUACGGAGCCUACUUAAGAGCUGGAGGACAAAAGGCUAGAUUGGUCUUUAUGGUACUACUGCUUGUAAUUGGACAGCUAUCUGCAACUCUCUGUGACUACUGGGUUACUUAUUGGACAAACGAAGUUACUCGUCUGAAAGAAAGAGAAACAAACAGUACUGUUAAAGAUUACGAUAGAGUCUCCCCACCUAUGAACUCAACGUUCUCGCUCACAAGUUACUUCUCUGGCAUCGAAAUCCUACCAAAUUUGAAUAUACACGCUCUCAUUGGACCAUUGGAUACAUCUCAAUACCUAUAUGUGUAUACGGCGUUAAUCAUAUGCUGCAUCUUCUUCAUCACUGCUCGUGCCCUAAUGUUCUUCAAAGUUUGCAUGACUGCAUCAAGAAACCUACACAAUGACAUGUUCCACUCUAUGCUUCGGGGCGUAAUGCGGUUUUUCGAUACCAACUCUUCUGGACGUAUAUUGAAUCGUUUUUCGAAGGAUAUUGGUGCGUUAGACGAAUUACUGCCACGAUUUCUCCUCGAGUGCAUUCAAAUUUACCUUGUAAUGUUCAGUAUAUUGGCACUAAACGCUGCUGCCUUGGUCUGGACAUUGUUACCCACAACUAUAAUUCUACUGUUAUUUUACGUCAUACUUCAAAUUUAUUUAAAGUCUGCUCAAUCCAUAAAACGUUUAGAAGGAACUACAAGGAGUCCUGUAUUUUCUCACAUGUCCGCAACAUUGAAUGGUAUAAGCACAAUCCGGUCUGCUGGAGCACAGCAGCGGCUAAUUCAAGAGUUCGAUAGAUACCAGGACAUUCAUACCUCUACAUGGAGCAGUUAUUUGGCUAGCGGAGUUACGCUUGGUUUUUGGCUCGAUUUCAUAUGCGUGAUCUAUUUAACAAUCGUGAUAGUUGCUUUUCUCGUUAUUGAUAGCAAAACUAUAUUCUCUGGCAACGUGGGACUGGCGAUAUCACAGACUCUCAUCUUAACGGGUAUGCUCCAGUUUGGAGUGCGGCAAACGGCGGAAGUGAUCUCGCAAAUGACUAGCGUGGAGCGAAUUCUGCAAUAUACACAUAUUGAACGGGAACCCCAAUGGGAUAAAGGAACUAAAGAAACCCCUAAAGGCUGGCCUUGGUGCGGCCGCGUCGAGUUUCGUAAUUGUUACAUGAAGUACACACCUGAGGAUUUACCUAUAUUAAAAAAUUUGAACUUAAUCAUCGAAAGUGGUUGGAAGGUUGGCAUAGUCGGUAGAACGGGCGCCGGUAAAUCUUCACUGAUUUCUUCCUUAUUCCGUCUCGCUAUUGUAGAGGGUGAAGUUCUCAUUGAUGAGGUCGAAACCGGACAUCUUUCCCUUCAGGAAUUGCGGUCUAAGAUAUCAAUCAUUCCACAAGAACCAGUUCUGUUUUCUGCAACUAUUCGAUACAAUUUAGAUCCAUUUAACUGUUAUGAUGACGAACAACUAUGGCAAGCUCUAGAAGCAGUUGAUUUAAAAGCAGCAAUCCCAGCUUUAGAUUUUAAAGUAUCUGAAGGUGGUUCUAAUUUUUCACUUGGUCAAAGACAACUGGUAUGUCUGGCCCGAGCUAUUCUUCGUGGAAAUCGCAUACUUGUGCUGGACGAAGCUACUGCAAAUGUAGAUCCAAAAACUGAUGAAUUUAUCCAGAGAACCAUACGAAGACGUUUUUCAGACUGCACAGUUUUAACAGUGGCUCAUCGACUAAACACCAUUAUGGACUCGGAUCGUGUUAUGGUGAUGGAUUCUGGACGCCUAGUUGAGUUCGAUCAUCCAUAUAAAUUGCUUAGCAAUCCUGAAGGUUACUUUACAAAAAUGGUAAAAGAAACCAGUGACAAGAUGUCGACACAGCUAUACGAAAUUGCAAAGAAAACAUUUCUUGACAGCGGCGGCGUGAUAGAAUAAAAUAAAAUGUUAAGUUUACUGUAAUUAGUAUUAUAAGAUCAUUGUUUUGGAAUGAUGCAGUUAGGUACUUAGAAUUAUGAUUGUUAUAUUGUCGAGGGUAUGAACAGCAGCCAACGCAUUUAUUUCAAAAGGUUAAAUAAAAUUGUUGCCAUAAUUAAAAAUAAAUACCUAAUUUAAAUGUUAUUAAAUUAUUUUCUACAUUUAAUAUUAGAAUUUAUUUUACAAUAAUGUUCAUGUAACGUGUAAACAUUAAUUAUAAUAAAAAAGGUCUAAUGUCGAUAAAGACAUUAUUUCCGAAUUAUUAAAAUCGAUCUAUAACUAUGAUGAUGUAUUACGAUUUAUAUAUACUUAAAUUUUAUAAUACAAAAUAUAUUAUUUUAUAGAUUGCAUGUAGAUCAUAGAAGCUAAACAAAUCGUUUUACUUUUCAACGUAUAUCUUAUGGAAUUUUAUUGCAUACGUUAUUUAAUCGAUAUACUUCCCAAUUUAAUAUUCACAAUCUAAAUACAUUUUUGUAUAUAACGGCAUGAUAUUCCAAUUCAGACUGAGUAAUGAAUGAAAAUGAAUGAAAAAUGCUUUGAUUGAAAAAUCAAAGGAAAAUGUAGCUAUUAAGCAAUGCGAAAAUGUUAUUUAUUUUUAUUAAAAUUACUUUUAAUUUUUAAAUUUAUUUGAUGAUAUCAAAUAGAAAUUACUAAAGAAUGUAAAUUGUGAUGUGGAAGUUUUGCCUCAAACAAAUAAAAAUAAGCUUUAAA
Vanessa tameamea is the source of this 5163-nucleotide messenger RNA. RefSeq names its product ATP-binding cassette sub-family C member 4-like. Gene Ontology annotation, cellular component: membrane. The record is from RefSeq and is a predicted model, not a curated record. NCBI's taxonomy places the organism in Eukaryota, Metazoa, Arthropoda, Insecta, Lepidoptera, Nymphalidae. Bases 232 to 4413 code for a protein of 1393 amino acids. Gene Ontology annotation, biological process: transmembrane transport. Gene Ontology annotation, molecular function: ATP hydrolysis activity; ABC-type transporter activity; ATP binding. The transcript has 25 exons.